Messenger RNA from Hemicordylus capensis (graceful crag lizard), 1539 nucleotides. Its product is annotated as olfactory receptor 1038-like. Gene Ontology annotation, molecular function: G protein-coupled receptor activity; odorant binding; olfactory receptor activity. Gene Ontology annotation, cellular component: membrane. The transcript has a single exon. The coding region runs from base 75 to 1016 and encodes 313 amino acids. Gene Ontology annotation, biological process: sensory perception of smell; G protein-coupled receptor signaling pathway. The record is from RefSeq and is a predicted model, not a curated record. NCBI's taxonomy places the organism in Eukaryota, Metazoa, Chordata, Lepidosauria, Squamata, Cordylidae.
UUUAUCAUCAAUGCAUGUCACUAACUCCCUGACUGAAUCCUUCCCUCCUAAAGAAGAUGAGUGAAGUGGAAUAAAUGGCAGAGACCAAUCACACUGUGAACACAGUGAAGGAAUUCAUUCUGUUUGGAAUCACUGACCACCCAGAUCUCCAGAUUCCCCUCUUUGUAUUGUUCCUCCUGAUCUAUCUAAUCACCAUGAUGGGAAACCUGGGGAUAAUCAUUUUAAUCAGAACUGAUUCCCACCUCCACAACCCCAUGUACUUCUUCCUCAGCCACUUGGCUUUUGUUGAUCUUUGCUAUUCCUCUGUCAUUGCCCCUAAAAUGUUGGCAAACUUUUUAGCCACAAAGAAAACAAUUUCAUACAAUGCAUGUGCAACACAGCUGGGCUGCUUCCUAACUUUCAUGAUCACAGAAUGUUUCCUUUUGGCAGUGAUGGCAUAUGACCGCUAUGUGGCUAUCUGUAAACCACUGCUUUAUCGGACUAUCAUGUCUCAGAGAGUCUGCAUACAGUUGGUUUCAGGUCCUUAUAUAUACAGUUUUUGUGUUGCUCUGUUUCACACAAUAGUUACAUUUCGUUUGUCCUUCUGCUCUGCUAAAGUAAUUAACCAUUUCUACUGUGAUGACCUCCCACUGUUAGCACUUUCCUGUUCCAACACUAACACCAAACAGAUUCUGAUUUAUGCUUUUGCUGGUUUUGAUAUGAUAUGUUCCUUUCUCAUUGUCCUCAUCUCUUACAUUUACAUCCUCUCUGCCAUCCUGAGAAUCCGCUCUGCUCAAGGUCGAAGCAAAGCCUUCUCCACCUGUGCUUCCCACCUGACAGCUGUCACCAUCUUCUAUGCAACUCUGAUGUUUAUGUAUUUGCAGCCUAGUAGUAACCACUCUCUAGCAACAGAUAAAAUAGCCUCAGUGUUCUACACACUGGUGAUUCCUAUGCUGAAUCCCCUGAUCUACAGUCUGAGAAACAAAGAGGUGAAGGAUGCUUUGAAGAGAAUAACAGAACGAAUUGCAAUUCACUGAUGAAUUAAUUUAGAACCACACUUUCCCCCAUUAUAUUAUUUCCCAGCAUGGAAAAUAAUAUUAUUUGUUGUGGAUCUAGAACAUGUCAUCUAGGCUGAGGACAGAUGUACAAGCACAACAGAAAUCUCAACUGUCAUAUAUACUAGUCAAACACAUCCUGGUUGCAACCUUUUGCUCUUGCUUUUCCCUGCUGGCACUUACUUCCAUGACCUCCUCUUUUGCCUCCAGGUGUGAGCAUUCAAAUAUAAGCACUUGAUUGCAUUGUGCAUUGUUAACAUUCCCCAACCAGAGACAGAGGAUGGGAUAGUUGCAACUGUGGUGGGCAGGAGUAGGAGGUAUGAUAAGGAAAAAUGGAGCCAGUGGAAAGGGAGAAAGCUGAGCUAUUUCAGAUUGCAUUUAGUUUCCUGAUAUUUCUCACAGUUCAGUUUUAAAUAUGGGCUUGGUGUGUCCAUGAAGAACACACUCAUGGUGACAUCCAGAUUGCAGCUAACACUGUUCUUGUUGCUAUACAGGAGAAGCAAUU